GUGCGGUAUGCACUUCUUAAACUCUGGCUUUGAUUAAAAGCCAGCACAGAGAGCUAAUAAAUGAGACAAAGCUUGAGACAUUUCGCAAAUAGACUUCGCAAUGGAAGAGUCGAUGGUAAAAUAUUCGAAUAUGCUUGCGUUCUUACUAAUAUUUACAUCAACUAUAACUGCACAAAGGAUAAAAUUGAAUGCCGGUGAUGUUUGUGGUCCCUGUCAGGCGGAAGACUGCAGUUGCCAACUAUGGUCCAAAUGUGAGGUCUUACAAGACUUGCCAGAGGCAAAUAUAACAUUUUGUAAUCGAGUAAAAGGUAUUGUAUGCUGUCCUGAAGAGCCACCGGAGCGUGAAAACCGUCAGCUAACACCACCAGCUGAAGUUGCCUGUCACGAAUUCACAAAGGAUGCGCCAGCAGAAUGUUCACAGCACUUUAUAGCCGGUGGCGAAUUGGCUAAAAUUGAUGAAUUUCCAUCCGCAGCUUUGAUAGGUAAUGUUUGUGGUCCCUGUCAGGCGGAAGACUGCAGUUGCCAACUAUGGUCCAAAUGUGAGGUCUUACAAGACUUGCCAGAGGCAAAUAUAACAUUUUGUAAUCGAGUAAAAGGUAUUGUAUGCUGUCCUCAAGAGCCACCGCCGCCUGAAAACUGCCAGCUAACAUCACCAGCUGAAGUUGCCUGUCACGAAUUCACAAAGCGUGCGCCAGCAGAAUGUCCACAGCACUUUAUAGCCGGUGGCGAAUUGGCUAAAAUUGGUGAAUUUCCAUCCGCAGCUUUGAUAGGUAUUUUUAAUUCAACGUCUAAUGUAACUGAUUGGAUAUGUGGCGGAACGCUUAUCAGUGAACGCUUCGUUCUGACCGCAGCUCAUUGCACUCUCAAUGGAGUACCGAAUAAAGUGCGACUUGGCGAUUUGGAUUAUAAUUCAACCCUUGAUGAUGUUGGACUCCAAGAGUUUUCCGUACUCAGUUUCAAAAUCCAUGACCAUUUUACAUUACUCCGCUACUUCGAUAUUAUGUUAUUGGAAUUGAAUGGCACCGUUACUUUCUCCAAAUAUGUUCUACCUGCCUGCCUACUCACUCCAUGUAAAAUGAAAUUCCAAACAGGACACUAUUGGGCCGUUGGUUGGGGCCGUAUUAAUGAUACCGAAGUUUUUUCAAGACAGCUGCGACGAGUUGAAUUGAAGCAUCAAACGGUCUGUAAUAAGAAUGCAAGUAUAAUUUAUGAUUUGGAACGGGGUCUGCUCGAGCGUAUACAAUUUUGCGCUGAUGGCAAAACCUACGAUACUUGCAAUGGCGACUCGGGUGGCCCAUUACUCAUACCAUUUCCCCAUAGCCAGGUGGAGUAUCGGUGUAUGUACAUGGUAGCCGGCAUAGUAUCAAAGGGCCAAGCGCAUUGUGGCGCUGAAGAUUUGCCUAGUGUGAAUACGAACGUUACAGCAUUUGUGAGAUUUAUUGAAAGUUUCGUUUGGCCUCAAAAAAUUAUUACAACAAUAAAUUGAACAAAUGCUAAUACAAUAAAAAGCAUAAAAGAAUAUAUAAGCUCGUGUGAGACAAUUGAA
Anastrepha obliqua is the source of this 1546-nucleotide messenger RNA. RefSeq names its product serine protease persephone-like. Gene Ontology annotation, molecular function: serine-type endopeptidase activity. The transcript is spliced from 6 exons. Gene Ontology annotation, biological process: proteolysis. The record is from RefSeq and is a predicted model, not a curated record. Bases 101 to 1486 code for a protein of 461 amino acids. NCBI's taxonomy places the organism in Eukaryota, Metazoa, Arthropoda, Insecta, Diptera, Tephritidae.